AUGUUCUUCACCUAUGAAACAUUCCCAUAUGAGAUACAGCGGAUCUGCGGAUUUGCUGAAGCAGAGGAAUCACUAUCUGAGACCUGUGGGAAACCUGUGGUGGUCAACAGCCGCAUUGUGGGAGGACAGGAUACAAAGAAGGGGCAGAACCCCUGGCAAGUGAUCUUGUGGCUUCCUGGUACAGCCCAUUGUGGUGGAACCCUCAUCAGCAGCAACUUUGUUGUGACUGCAGCCCAAUGUGUGGUGCGGGUAAAUGCCUCCUCUGUAAUUGUCAUCCUUGGGGCCUACAAAAUAACUGGAAACCACAAAGAGGAAGUUCCUGUUCUAGUGAAACGGAUCAUAAUACAUCCUAAGUUCAAUGAAUCUGAUUAUCCUAAUGACGUUGCCCUUCUAGAACUUUCUCGAAAGGUGUCCUUCACAAACGUCAUCCUUCCAGCCUGUCUGCCUACACCUUCCACUGAAUUUCUGCCCGGGCACAGUUGUAUAGUAACUGGCUGGGGGGCCCUUGACAUUAACAGUACCAAGCCGAGGCCUGUUAUUCUACAAGAGGCAGAAAUGCGUUUGAUAACUGUAGAACAUUGCAAGAUCUUUUAUAGCCUAUUGCCAAACAAUAUUAUUAUUACAGAAUCUAUGGUAUGUGCAAGCGACAUAAAUGGAGGAAAAGAUAUCUGCCAUAAUGAUAUUGGGGGACCCCUAGUUUGUCAUGAUGGGGAGCAGUGGUACUUGGUUGGAGUGGUGAGCAUAGGAAUUGGUUGUGGAAUUGGCUUUCCCGGAGUUUAUACUUCUGUCCCUGCCUAUAUGAAAUGGAUCCGAUCAUUUAUCCCAGCUGCCUCCAGUGGAUCAGAAGGACUAGGAUCAUUCCCUGGGGUGGCACUUGAGUUCCAUGGCCUGAUGUCCUUCAGCCUCUGUCUCUGUUCUCUCUUCUGGGUGACUCUACAAAACCCAAUAUUUAUUGUGAUGCUGAGUGCUGCCACUUGGGUGGGGUGCUGAGCCGUGACUGGGAUGGAUUGUAGGAGGAACGUUCUACUAGAACCUCAGAGUGAUUGAGCCUAAAUUUCAUUCUCUGGAUUGUUAUUUUUAUGUCAUGUUUAAUGUUUUCUGGGUUCUAUUUUGUUAUUCAUGUGAUUUUCUUGAUGUUUUCUAAGAUUUUGUUAUAUA
Messenger RNA from Xenopus laevis (African clawed frog), 1158 nucleotides. RefSeq names its product serine protease 27. The transcript has 7 exons. NCBI's taxonomy places the organism in Eukaryota, Metazoa, Chordata, Amphibia, Anura, Pipidae. The record is from RefSeq and is a predicted model, not a curated record. Bases 1 to 990 code for a protein of 329 amino acids.